This is a messenger RNA of Scutellospora calospora, 182 nucleotides long. Lineage: Eukaryota; Fungi; Glomeromycota; Glomeromycetes; Diversisporales; Gigasporaceae. The record is from the annotation of a GenBank genome assembly.
AAUAUAAUCAUCUCCUAAUUAUUGCAUUUGCAACUGUUAAAAAACUUCACAAAAUUAAAUCUAAAAAUAGAGAUGAAUAUAUUAUUCAUGAAGGAAAUUUUAAUAAAUCCUCAUGCCAGAUGGAGUAUGCAAUAUUAAUUGCUAUAAUUGAAACAAUUGCUCUAAUUUUGAAUGCCACUGAA